This is a messenger RNA of Sporisorium graminicola, 3573 nucleotides long. RefSeq lists its product as uncharacterized. Bases 1 to 3573 code for a protein of 1190 amino acids. The transcript has a single exon. Gene Ontology annotation, molecular function: DNA-binding transcription factor activity, RNA polymerase II-specific; zinc ion binding; DNA binding. NCBI's taxonomy places the organism in Eukaryota, Fungi, Basidiomycota, Ustilaginomycetes, Ustilaginales, Ustilaginaceae. The record is from RefSeq and is a predicted model, not a curated record. Gene Ontology annotation, biological process: DNA-templated transcription. Gene Ontology annotation, cellular component: nucleus.
AUGGCUGAUCACCUCGGUAGACAUGCGUCAACGGACGCCGCGGCACAGACGCCGUCCAGCUCCACUGGCACUCCCAACAGCCGAGGAACCAAACGGAAGGACUCGGACAUGGAGCCUGCUACCCUCAAGACCGAGUUCAGCCCGGGUCACCCUUCCACCAACCUUACACACGACAGCCCCGUCAACUAUGCCAGCGACACCGCCAAUGGCAAGGAUGCAAAUGGCACGGUCAAAUCCACUCCAGGAUCUGCUGAAAAGCCGUCGGGCAAGCGUAUCAAGACGGCGCGCGCAUGCGACUCUUGCCGUCGCAAAAAGAUCCGCUGCGAUGUCAUGGACGACGGCGGUCCGCCCAUGGGCUCGCUCAACAAUGGCAACGGCGGCCUCGUCUGUGCUCAUUGCAGGCAGUACGGUUUCGAGUGCACCUUCUUCCUUCCCAUCACAGAGACGCGUUUCAAGAAAAAGUAUCAGAGGGAGGCUGAAGAGGCGGCCGCAGCUGCAGCUGCUGUCGCCGCGGCUUCGGGCGCCAACGGCAUGAUCCCUACCCAAGCCGGCCUGCACGCAAGCGGCUACGCAGUCACUCAUCCUGCUUAUCCGGGCAUGAUGGUCACGCAGCCUUAUAUGGGUGCUCUGCACAACCCAGCCGGCUUCCAUGCCGUACAGGCCAGCCUUGCCCAGCAGCAAGGCUGGAGUGCCCGUGUCAUGUCGCAGCAGGCGCAGCAUUCGCAGCUACCCCGCGUCAACGCUGCGCAGCAGCACCAGCAGCACCAGCAAAACAGCAUCUCAGGGCAACCACCACAGCGACAAAUGUCUCUACCGGACCCUGCAACACAGCAACAACGUAGGAGUCCUUCGCACACGCCCCCUCCCGAUACCCGCGUGCUCGGCCCUACCUCCAUCGCAUACCUUGUCCACUCGACCGCUUUCAUCCCUGGUGGUGCGCUUGAGGCACACGACAUCAAGCACAACCAGACCUUCGAAGUCGGUGCCAGCGGUGAUGGAAUCAUCCGCUUCCACCGUGCCAGGAUCCCUGCUCGAAGCGGUUCGGAAGCGGACAAGGCCGCAGCGGUUGCGGCGGAUCAGGACGAGGAAGAGGUGACACGUAUACCCGAAUCCAUCAAGGGCCGCCUCGCUGGCGAUGUGGCCGAGAAGCUCGUCAACACCUACUUUGAAAAGAUCGCCACCCUCUAUCCGGUCGUCACCAAGUCCGAGUUUCUCCAUCUAUCCCCAACUCCGCCUCUGCUGCUCUAUGCCAUUUGCGGCGUGGCUGCGCUCAGUCGUGAGGUGCCCCGGGAGGUGCGAGGCGCCGUCAGGAUGACCAUCAACGCGCUUUUUAGGGAGAAUGACUUUUUGUCGUCGUCCAAUACGGUGACGGUACGGGCGCUGCUCGUCAUGGCAGCGCAUGCCGACUUGCACGGGCCGGCCGCGUUGCAGAGUGGCACGCGUUGCUGGAAUCGAACGGGCGCCGCCAUUCGCAUGGCGCAGGAUUUGGGUCUGCACCGCGAUGCCAGCGGCAAGGACGACCUUUCGCACGACGCCUUCUUCUUGGAGCAAAAGCGCAGGAUUUGGGGCUGCUGCGUUACCGCCGAUCGACUACAGAGCAUCUCGCUCGGACAUCCCAUGAUGAUCGACCUCACCGACUGCGACGUGCGGCUGCCAUCGCCAUACGAGAUCCUGCGAUCGUCCAACGACCUGCCCUCGGAUCCCACAACGGACCGUCCAUUCGCCUUCAACACCGAGAUGCUCAAGCUCACAAUCCUGUUUGGCCGCGUCAUGAAGACCAUCUACAGCCCGACCGGUCUCAUGAAUGCGACUGACGAAGAGAUCCUCAGCUUGCUCCGCGACAUUGAUGCUUGGAAGGCCGCUUUGCCAAGCGAGCUGGUCUUCAAGGGCGCCGACUCGAGCGCGCCAGCUGGCAUCCUGCACGUCGGAUUCGCGUGCCUCAUGAUGCUCUUCUUCCGAGUGUUUAUGCGCAUCUCGUACAUCUGUCCGACGCAUCUCAAGUUCAGUCUGACCAUCGAGAGAAUGAGCUCGCUGAUCCAGUAUUCGACCGAGGCGAUCGCGUUCGUCGACAAGAACGACUUCUACCUGGACACGAUGCAGAUCGUCUCAUACUGUCUGGUCUCGUGCGCCACCGUCCAGUACCAUGCCUUUGUCCGUCGUGGCGACCAAAAUGCGCUCACUCAGCUCAAGAAGGUCAACGGUAUUAUGGCUCGCUACCGCCGCGAGAACCACGAGCCCGAUGACAUCAGCAUGCGCGGCAAAGCGGCGAGCGUCAUCUCGCUGCUGUGCGACAGCGCAGUCGGCGUCUACGAGAAUACGCCCUCCGGUGGAACGCUCAACCCUACAGCGGGAGUGACGAACCGCAAGUCGCGCGAAAACGUGCGAGGCAUUGUCUUCAAACCCGAUGCUUCGCGUCCUGGAGGCGGCGUCUACGUCGCUGCGGAUCAGAGAUUGAUGUUGCAGGACUUGCCCAAGGGAACCAUCAUCAUGCAAGAGACGCAGGACGGUAGCCGCGUUCCGGCUUUGGUUCGUACGGGCACCGAAGACAACGGAGGCUGGCAGACGUACGAGCAGUAUCGCGCGGCGUUGGGCCUGUCGACAGGUAAAGAUGGUCGGGACAACUUUGCAGCUGCGCUUGCCAAUGGCGGCUUUGCUAUGCUCAACAGCGUCAAUGCUCCAGCACUGGCAUCGAGCCAGCCUUCGACGAGCGGUGCGGCUGCUGACCAAGCGCAAAUUCCUGGCUCAUCGGCAAUUGCAAGCUCGAUACCUGCAUUCACGUCGUCGACUCCCGCUACAGCUGGUGGAAGCCUGGUCGGGGAGGGGACGGGAGCAGCGGACAUUGGACUCAACCUCACCCAUCUGGGAGGCGAUGUGUACCAGGAUGCUCAAGGCCAGCCGGUCACACGCUCUGGCACGCGGCUGCUCACCAUGGUUCCGAUCGGACCGGAUGGUAGCAGCGCUGGCAACCCGUUCCUGGACUCGAACCUAUUUGCCAGCCUGAUCGAGUCUGGCAGCGGCGGCAACAGCAAUGCAUCGGGCGAAGUCAACAGCAGCGGCGGCUUCUUUAACAACAUGACCAAUCUUGGGUUUGGUGGCAGCGGUGGAGCUCAAUUGUCUGUGGCCAAGAACGCCAUCACGCCUGCCAGUCCCAACUUCAACUUCAACCCGCACCUCAACAACGCCUACUGGGCCCCGGCCGAGUUUGUCUCUGACCCGUCGAGCGGGCUGGGGUCGGGUGGUGAUGGUAUAGGUGCGGGUGGCGUCAACGGUGUGGUUCCCGGUGGAGGCAAUGCGGCGGCAUCGAGCAUGUUUGGCAGCCGUCUCGACGCCAGUAUGCUCGACGGCAUCCCUGGCGCCCCGCUCGACUUUGCCAAUUGGGAUGCAUUCUUCAGUAGAAUGCACCAGGGCGACGCUGGCUCAAUUGCGACCCAGCGACAUCAGCCGGUGGAGGAGCCGUCGCAGCAGCCAUCGCUUCACGAGUCAGGUGGAAGCGGCGCUGGGGGGGAUGGGACAGGAUUUGCUCAUACGACAUUUGGGAUUGAGGCGCAAAUGAUGGACGCUGGUCGGUUCUAG